CAGCCCCGCCCAUUUAUAAUUCUGCAGUGCUGCUGAGCUCAGUGACUGCAGAAAUGGAGCCUAGACAGAAGACAAGUCGAGCUAGAGUCUGGCAGAAGGAAUGGGAGAGCAUGCCUUGGGACAAUACGAGAAGAACUGCUUGUACAGAGACGACAGACCCAACCUUUCAAGCACAAUCUGAGCGGAUUGGCAACAAAAGAUGUGCAAAAAUGGAGAAGUACAAAGACUACCAAGUGUUCUAUUAUGGAUCAGAGAGGGAAAAGGCAGUGAGAAAGAGUCAUCUUCGUGAUGAGCUAAAAAUGCAACUGGGCCAGAUUGAAAACCCUCGCCACUUGUUUGCUAAGAGUUUUGAAGAGUCAGAUAAACUAGCUGAAGAAGAGAGACAAAAUACGAUCAAAGACAACGAGGCUCAAGUGGAAAAGAGAAAAUUCCUAUCCCAGUUCAGAGAUGAAAAUAAAAUGCUAAUUGAAGUACAUGCUGCCCAGAGGAAAGCAGAGAGAAGAGCUGAACGGGACGCAGACAAGCAGCGUAUGGAAGAGACUAACCCAAUCAACUGGAGCCAUACCUUGUGGUAGUGGUAGCUAUACUUAAGAACCGAUGGCUUAAUUUCUUACAUUAUAAGUUUCUCAAUCAUAAUU
Messenger RNA from Halichondria panicea, 638 nucleotides. RefSeq lists its product as uncharacterized. Lineage: Eukaryota; Metazoa; Porifera; Demospongiae; Suberitida; Halichondriidae. The record is from RefSeq and is a predicted model, not a curated record. The transcript is spliced from 3 exons. The coding region runs from base 54 to 575 and encodes 173 amino acids.